CUGCACACGUUCAGCAGAUUAAGACUAAUUAGCUGCUAGCAUACUUCAUAAAAAUGACCUUUUGCUGCAGGCCGGGGUCGUUAUUGUGACAUUUCUUUUAGGCUGUCUGUCCACAUCAUGGCGUUUUCCCUGAGAAACGAUUCCCGUAGGCCUGAGAGCCCGGACACCGACUCCCCAGCUCUGUCCACCUGCAGCAACGCAGACAUCUUCCGCAGGAUGAACACCAUGCUGGGCAACGCUCUGGACUUCACCGGCGUGUGCACCACACCCAACAGCACCAAGCACAAACCAGACCUGCUCUGUGAAUCGGAGCUGGCUGCUGUGGGCGGCAGGAGGAUGCUUUUCCCCAACUGCGGCAGCAUACCCAACUCCCAGGACAUCCCUUUAUCCCGGGGCCCGUCGGAUGUCACGGACCUGGGCCUCGGGCUCCAGUCGCUCCGUCUGUCCGGCUGGGACAGACCCUGGAGCAGUCAGGAGGCUGACUUGCAUUCUCCCUCUUCCCAGGUUCAGAGCAGCUCUUCCUCCAUGCUGGGCAUGCUGAACAACCCUUUCAGUAGCAUCCUGGGGAAGCCGCCGGGCUAUCUGCCCCAUGAGUCCAUGAAUGUGACCGCUGACUUCCUGGAGAAGUUCCCUGGCAUGGCGCGGAUGGCGAACCGACUGGACUCCAGCUCCUUCCUGGACUCCCGCUCCAGCAGCCCUGAAGACUCUGAGACCAGUGGGUUCAGCUCUGGAUCAGAUCACCUCUGCGACAUGCUGUCUAAUUUGCGGAUCUCCCCUCCACUGCCUUACGUGACGUCCAACAUGCAGAAGGACCUGCUGCGGCUGGGCUCGCGCCUGGACCCCCAGGACACAAGCUCCCCUUUGACCCCUCCGCCCAGCGCCAGCCCCGCCUCCUCCACCAUCUCCCGCCGCUGGCGCUCCGGCUCCCCGUGGCCCGGCUCGGACAUGCUCGACCAAUCGGACGACGCGUUCAGCAUCGAGAGGGAAGCCCGUCUGCACAGGCAGGCUGCAGCUGUGAAUGAGGCCACAUUCACUUGGAGCGGUCAGCUGCCUCCCAGAAACAACAAGGAUCCCAUUUACUCCUGCAAGGUCUUUCUUGGUGGCGUGCCCUGGGACAUCACCGAAGCUGGCCUGAUCAACACCUUCAGUGGGUAUGGCCCUCUGACUGUGGAGUGGCCAGGUAAGGAUGGAAAGCAUCCCCGCUGCCCUCCUAAAGGUAAUGUGGCUAAAGGCUACGUUUACCUGGUGUUUGAAAACGAGAAGUCUGUGAGGGCGCUGCUCCAGGCGUGCUCCCAGGAUCCCUUCCACCCAGAGGACAGUCGGGAGUAUUACUUCAAGAUGUCCAGCCGCAGAAUGCGAUGCAAAGAUGUGCAGGUGAUCCCCUGGGUGAUCUCUGACAGCAACUACGUGCGCUGUCCCGCCCAGCGCCUGGACCCCAGUAAGACGGUGUUUGUCGGCGCUCUGCACGGCAUGCUUAACGCCGAGGCGCUGGCCAGCAUCAUGAACGACCUGUUCGGGGGCGUCAUGUAUGCCGGCAUCGACACGGACAAGCACAAGUAUCCCAUAGGCUCUGGACGUGUCACCUUCAACAACCAGCGCAGCUAUCUGAAAGCCGUGUGCGCAGCUUUUGUGGAGAUUAAAACACCAAAGUUUACAAAAAAGGUUCAGAUCGACCCCUACCUGGAAGACUCCAUGUGUCAAGUUUGCCUUCGUCAACCUGGGCCUUUCUUCUGCAGAGACCAGGCCUGCUUCAAGUACUACUGCCGCUCCUGCUGGCACUGGCAGCAUUCCAUGGACAUCUUGAGCAACCACCGGCCCCUCAUGCGCAACCAGAAGAACCGAGAUUCCAGCUAAACCCAGAGUCCCGACACUCUGAGGAAGUCUGAGGAAGAGCACCCCCUCGGCGGGGUGAAAGCCGCCCGCCGAGGAGAGCACGUGUGCCGGACGUCCCUCGGUCAGAGGGCACCAAGGCAUUCCACCAGGCACCAGGGGAUAUCACUGUAGGAAAUGUUCACUUUUGCACUUGCUCCAUUUUUGCUGUUCACAGUGGCACUAUGCACAGUGACCUUGUUGGGAGUAGACAAGGGGCCCGUCACGCUUUCAAGCAUUUUCUCCAAUGCGUGGCCACAGAUGUUAGUCAGCCUAAGGUUAAGAACUGGAUGAAAAUGGCAAUUUUUUUUUUUUUUGUUUUUUCCAUUUUUUGUUUUCAUGUAUUGCAUAGUGAAGAGCAAUCACGCAAGUCUCAUUGCCAUUCAU
Messenger RNA from Poecilia latipinna (sailfin molly), 2256 nucleotides. RefSeq names its product cytoplasmic polyadenylation element binding protein 1b (gene cpeb1b). The transcript is spliced from 12 exons. NCBI's taxonomy places the organism in Eukaryota, Metazoa, Chordata, Actinopteri, Cyprinodontiformes, Poeciliidae. The coding region runs from base 118 to 1854 and encodes 578 amino acids. The record is from RefSeq and is a predicted model, not a curated record. Gene Ontology annotation, molecular function: mRNA regulatory element binding translation repressor activity; mRNA 3'-UTR binding; ribosome binding. Gene Ontology annotation, biological process: negative regulation of cytoplasmic translation. Gene Ontology annotation, cellular component: neuron projection; nucleus; synapse.